Racocetra persica is the source of this 138-nucleotide messenger RNA. The record is from the annotation of a GenBank genome assembly. Lineage: Eukaryota; Fungi; Glomeromycota; Glomeromycetes; Diversisporales; Gigasporaceae.
AAACUUUUAAGUAAAAUGGACUUAGACAUUAACAAUAAUAGCUUUGAAGAUGAAGUAGAUUUUAUAGAUCAAAUAAAUUAUAUGAAUAAAAUGGGUUAUAAAGAUGUAAUAGAUCUUGAAAAUAAUGAUCCAGAAUAA